AUGCUAGGGUAUAAGUUGAAAGUUAUUAGACUCUGGUUCUUGCUAAUACUAAGCAGUCUUCUAUUUAUGUCGGUUAUUUGUAAGCCUAAACAUACCAAGAAAGGUAAGGGUAAAGUGGUUAAAAAAGAGAUAGAUCAGGUGGACGUUGAGUCAACAUUGGGCUCUCUUAUGUGUGGAUUGAAAGCCCGAGUUAGUAACGAAACCGAAGAGAUAGUAAUUGUAUGGAAGACACGUUUUAAAGAUCCUCUGCCAGCAGUCCAAAUAACCAAUCCAACGGUCAUUCUGCCAAGUCUAAGCAAAGAAUCAACUAAAAGACUCGAUAGUAUAAGCAAGGGCAUAGAUCAUAUCGGUCGUAUUGAGAUAAACCAUUUAAUUGUUGACAAGUUCGAUAUCGGCACAGGUGAUAAAGGCGGCAAAAUCAUAUCAAUUAUACUGCGAAUACUGUACCGAGUAGAUGCGCAGAUGAUUAAUAUUCAGCAAAUCACUGGGGUGCUCCCCCGACCGCUCGACUCAAUUUGUUUGUUGGAAAAGAACCUUGGCUUACCGCCAACCAAAAUAACACUAACCCAGACCCACACAUCAAUUUCUAUUCUUACAUACCUCUACAAUCUGAAACCAAUAAUUGAGCUGAACAUCAGUUCCUAUAGCGGCCAAUCUCGUCUUAAUUGCGACAGUAUUUGCUGGGCACCCAACAGCACACUAAACCUCUAUAUGGCCAAGUUAGAGGCACCUGUAUACAUACUGCAGAUAAAGGACAAGAUAAACACAUUUGACAAACUUACUUUAUAUUACAGUGGCGCCUUCUGCGCCCUUAAAAGCGGUUGUACGUACUAUAUCCCUACAUCUACUUUAAUCGCGUUUAUUAAUCAAUCCAAGCUUCAAGUUCUAGUCAUUGACUAUAGAAUCUUCCUCUUAUCCUUGGCCAAAGUGCAAAUCGAGCUAAAAGAAGUCCAUCUGCUUAACGUCUUUCUUACCUCCACCAAACAGGUCCUUAAGGAAUUGGGCCUUACUGAAUAUAAACUAUGCAAUGACUAUAAACAGAUCAAACGAGAUAAACUAGCCCUUGUCUGCACCCAAAUAGUCUUUGAUAAUUGCAACAACAACAAGAACAAGCAAGCACUAUUCUUCCCCAUGCUGGCCAGUGACGAAGAGGAGUUCGUAAAUGACCGGGUCAAUCUACUAAAAGGACUCAACAAAAACGAGCCCAUCGAAGUCCUCAAACAGUCCGACGAUCGAGCUUCUUAUAAUGAUAAUCUAAUUGAGAUGUACCGCAAACUCAACAUAACCAUGCUACCAUCGACAAGACCCCAUGAGCAUCCAUACCAUCCAACCGGUCUUCUAGUUCCUCGACUUAGUUUUGAUUUAAGCAAACGAGAUCAGUUGGUAGAGAUCUAUGAUCUUUUAGCCCAGACAUGCUACACAUUCUCAGUCCCCGUCAACAUUAUUUAUCAAGAGGUUCAUAUCUAUUGUUCAAAUGCAAAAACCAAAGAUAUAGAUAGCCAUUUUAGCGAGCUAAUCUCACAGCUCGGCCCACUAAGGCCCGAAACCGUCCUCUGUUUGAAGAAUCUCGAUCUAAACAACCUCUAUUUCACAGAUAAAGAAAAGGUCAGUUUGUGCACCCAGCAUAUCAAGUUCGUUACUACCAAAGCGAGCGGUUAUGAAGCCACACUAACGGCCCUCGAUUUGGCAAAUCUGACCCAAAUAUCGAUAGACGAAGUCCCAGAGCUCGCCGGAAAAGCUCAUGACAUCUGGUUCUCUAUUUUCAUGCAACCCAAUCUCAAAUGUCUCACAAUCACAACCAACUGGAUCAAAUACCUCACCCGAGCUGCACCAGCAGCCGCCUGCUUCCCUAUAUGCCACAUUGUUCUAACUACUUCCAAUCUAAAACAAACCAUCAACGAAGACCUCAUUCCUCUUAAUCCCAAUAAGAUCGCCCUGCACCAACUAUGCCGAAUAUCCAUCAUCCGCGUCAUCAUCGAAGCCCACAAGAAGCCCAACCACCCAACCACCCAAGCAAUUUUCAAACAACUCCAAGACUGGUAUAUGCCGAUACUCAACCAAGAUACCAUUCUCAUAAACACGGCUCCAACCGAUCUUCCGGAUCUGGAGCAGAUAACCCAACUCCAAUCCUACUUCAUUUCUCUCAACAACCCACCCACUACCAAACACCUCAUUCUUAAACCCAUCGCCACCACCAACCAAUCCGACAAGAAUCCACUUAAUUACUUCACCGCAAUUCUACAUUGGGCCUCUUUCUUUUUCCCCAACCUUAUCUCCAUUACUUUCCAAGGCUUCAAUAUCCACGACAAAACCCAAUUUCUUCUCACCAACAGUUCAUACGUUCUCAUCAGCUCCAUACCCCGCGUACCCUUCCAAAUAACCUUUAACUACUACCUAACUCCAAAUACAACCACAACCCCGCCUGCCACCCAAAUGGUCACAUUCCAGCCCAAACUCGAAUGCAUCCAUGCUGACCAAGCCUUCUUCCAAUCCGCCCGAAAAGCCUCUUUCAUUAUCGAAAUAACCAGAGUCGUCGGCCCCGGAGCUUGCGCAAUUGGAGGGGUCGCCGAUGUCCCCAUCAGCAACUAUUACAACCGCCUCUCUAGGCUCUGCCAAGGCCCAUCUUGCUCACUAAUCCAACAAGCCCAACGUCUAUUUUGCAAACCCUAUAAAGACAUCAGCUUCAUAUGCAGCCAAACUAGGCGUAUCGAGCGCCAAUUCCUCUACAUCCUCCCUUGCCAGCACAUCUUCUGUUCCUACUGCCUUAUCCCCGGCCGCAACGAUAACCCAAAAUGCCCCAUGUGCGACGAACCCUACAUCUAUAAUACAACCACCCAAACCUACAUCCCCACCUACCACCUUCCAACUGAACGCAGCCCAGCCGAGGUCAUCGACCGGUUCAUCUACAAUCCCUUCAACCCUCCAAAGGUAAAUAAUGCAGACACCCAAAAUCCAAGCACUUGCCCAUCAUUAUUGCCGAACCCAUUACAUCCUCCAUGCAUUCUAUACCAAGAAGACAUCUACCCCGACCUUUUCGGCCACAUCAAGCCAAUCAUUCUUUCCAAUAUCAAACGCACAGCAAAAGGCCUAAACCCAGACAUAACCCAACAUUCUCCCGGCCCAAACAUCAAUGAAGACAUCAGGCAAUUAAUCAAGGACUUUAGAUUCCAGACACCUACCCGCUUACCGCCCAACCCCACCCAACAACCUCACAACCGACCCAGUCCAAACAAAUGCUACUAUACCAUCAUGCCACUCGAGGAACAAUAUGAGUAA
Molecule: messenger RNA, 3276 nt
Organism: Nematocida homosporus
Lineage: Eukaryota; Fungi; Microsporidia
Exons: 1
Coding region: 1-3276 (1091 amino acids)
Source: RefSeq, a predicted model, not a curated record